Messenger RNA from Rhipicephalus sanguineus (brown dog tick), 2759 nucleotides. RefSeq names its product autophagy protein 5 (gene Atg5). The record is from RefSeq and is a predicted model, not a curated record. The transcript has 7 exons. Gene Ontology annotation, cellular component: phagophore assembly site membrane; cytoplasm; Atg12-Atg5-Atg16 complex. Bases 151 to 993 code for a protein of 280 amino acids. Lineage: Eukaryota; Metazoa; Arthropoda; Arachnida; Ixodida; Ixodidae. Gene Ontology annotation, biological process: cellular response to nitrogen starvation; autophagosome assembly; C-terminal protein lipidation.
GGCGUCGGUGUUGUCAAAUGAUAAUGAUAGCUAAUGAUAAUGAGCUUGUGACAGCUCGUGCACUUGGUGCACUCGUGAGCUUGUUUAGCAGGACCGAUGUAAAACGCAGGUUUGAUGUAAACAUUUCUGUUCUACCGGCUGUAGACAAACAUGGCGGAAGAUCGUGAAGUCUUACGAGAGAUUUGGGAUGGGCGCCUUCCGGUGUGUUUCAAGCUCGCCGAAGAGGAAGUAUACACGAUGCAGCAGCCUGAACCUUAUUACCUAAUGAUUUCGAGGAUAAGCUACUUUCCCCUAGUGGUUGACAAGGUCCAUAAGCACUUCUCCAGGCAUGUCGAUGAGCGAUACCAUGGAAAUGAAAUGUGGCUUGAAUACAACGGUCAACCUUUGAAAUGGCAUUUACCCAUUGGUGUACUUUAUGAUUGUAAUGCUAGUGAUUCCAUUUUACCGUGGGGUAUCACAGUUCACUUUCAGGAUUUUCCCGAGAAGCAAAUAUUACACUGUGGAAGUCGAGCCGUGGUUGAAUCGCACUUCAUGUCUGCCAUCAAGGAAGCAGACAUGCUAAAGCAUCGCAGCCAAGUGGUCAGCACUAUGCAGAAGAAAGACCACAAUCAGCUUUGGGUAGGACUACUUAACUCAAAGUUUGACCAGUUCUGGGCCAUCAACAAGAAAUUCAUGGAACGCAUUGGUGGAGAGUGCUUCAAGCACAUACCUUUUCGCCUGUAUAUGCCUGAUGGCAGUCUUAUCCAAAGGCUAGUCACACCAUUGACACCCUCUGGCGACAAGGCAACUCUAGAGACCUUAUUGCAGCAAGUGGCCCCUCAGGUUCUUGUAGGAGGUGACAUGGUGAGUUUUCUGAUAUCUUCAGAUGGAGCCAAACACAGCAUCAUCACGCAUGGGAUCCAGGUCCCCCUGGACACACCUCUUCAGUGGAUGAGUGAACACCUCAGUUACCCAGACAACUUUCUGCACUUGUGUGUCAUGCCGUGCUCAUAGUGAAAGCUUCGAGUGCACAUCAGUGAUAUUUCUCAAACUCUUCGGCUAGUCGGGGGGGUGGGGGUUGUUGUGUGGGUGCAGAAAAGGUUUAUAACGGCUAAUAGAUAUCAUGUGCGAAUUAUUUGAUUUGAAUGCCUUGUACUUUCUUCUAGACUGUGCAUACAUUUUGCAUGCAUAUAUGUACCUACUGUUAUAAUUAUGAAUUGGGCUGUAAAAAAAAAUGAAAUUCUCAUCAGUCAAGGUACAUGCUUUUCUUGUCAAUAUUACAGACUCUUCUUGUAUUAGCAUGCUCGACUGUUUGCUCAGAGCACAUCGACAGUACUACAAUGGGUGUAUCAAGCAGCAACAAAGCUUUGUUCGGAAUUUAGUUUCACUACUCUAGUUAGACUCUCAUUCUUAAGUGCAUACACUUAAAAAUAUUGCUCGAUUGCUAUCAUACUCAGCCUUGUAGUGCCACAGGAGCAUAUUGAAACUAGUUGAACAUGUGGUUGUGCAUUCAGUGCUAAUGCUUGUUGGAUGUCAUUCCUUGGUCAUGCAAGGCAAAUGACUGCACUGCCAGUAAUGAAAAGUAGGUAGGUCUAACUUGAUUUUGGUUAUGUCGCUUGUGUGCGACGUCACCAUUGUGCAAUUUUGCCAAAAACGAGUCGUCUCCAACUUUUUUUAUUGUUACGCUGUGAGGUUGAUGUCCCCCCACUAUGGCGUGCCUCAUGAUCCUAUUGUGGCUGUGGCACGUAAAACCAUGGAAUUUAUUUUUUUGUGUGUGUGCUGUAAGGCCUACUUAUUUUUUACAGUGCAAUGCCCAGCAAUGCUUGAUGAAUUGUGUGCAGCUUCUCACAACUUCACUAUCGCAGGAGUCUGUUGCAGCACCAUUCAUACUCUUGGAGCAUAGCUUGCUUUUCUUUAAAGUGGUAUUUGUAGAAUGUUGCAGAGCAAGCUUGGAAAGAUAUGCUGCUAGAGCCAAUAAUAUUUGGCCUCAAGGUAGUAGUCAUGGGAUAUGCGUAGCAUAAGAACGCAGUUCCAUUCAUGCAUCGUUUUUGAAAUGACACAAGAAAUAUUGUCUUAUGUAGUGGGUGCAAAUACUCAAUUUACAAAGCUGAAUGUGAAACUUUCAGUUACCAUCUAGCAGCAAAUCUUGUUUUGAUAACGUUUGAUAAGUGUGACAGAAAAUCCUGCAUGUAAUACGGACCCACACAUAACAUGAAGGGCAAUUUUGGGGCCGCAAAAUUUUAAUGGAUUUAUUUGCACAUACCCAAUAACUAAACAAUGUUUAUCUAAUCUUAUUUUAAACACUGUAAAAUUUUCACAGUUGAAUAUAAAAUGAGAAGCAAAUUUUACGUGCCAACAGCCUGAACAAAGCCACAUUGUAUGUGGAAUUUAUGGUAAUGGCAGUGUUCAAGCACACACAAGGUUUUAUUCGUAUAUGAUCGUGUUUGUGUCUUCUAUUAGAAAUGAAAAGUGACUGUUUAGUAUGAACUGUUAUUUUAGAUCAUUACAAAAGUAUGCAUGAUAGCUGAGGCAGUUAUGACCACAUGGUGGUUUAAUGAUUUAUUUAGAAAUACGUUUUAAAGAAGUUUUGUGUCAUCUGUAUGUGCUUUUCAAAGAUUGUGUCUGUACGUGCGUUCAAAGAUUGUGUGUUUGUGUGUACAUGAUUUUUCAUAAUUUAUUAACUGUCAUAAUUUAGAUGAGAAAGGUUGUUUGUAGUGGACAUUGUGGUUGUAAAAAUAAUAAAAACAAAAAGGCUUGCACAUUGAUAUGAGCCAAAUGAA